GGAGAGGGACUAUUUAAAGCUACCCCGGUGCUGGUCAUCGGUCUGGCUGCUGGGUCCCUGGCCGUCCCCCGCCUGCGGAGUAGCCUGUGAAGUGUCCUGCUACCCUCUCCGGCCGCUCCCCGCCGCUCUGCCCCAAGAUGGGCCGUGGGGCCGGACGCGAGUCCUCGCCCGCAGCCACCGCCGCAGAGAAUGGAGGCGGCAAGAAGAAGCAGAAGGAGAGGGAGCUGGACGAGCUGAAGAAGGAGGUGGCCAUGGAUGACCACAAGCUGUCCCUGGAUGAGCUGGGCCGCAAGUACCAAGUGGACCUGUCCAAGGGCCUCACCAACCAGCGGGCCCAGGACAUUCUGGCCCGGGAUGGGCCCAACGCCCUCACCCCGCCCCCGACCACCCCCGAGUGGGUCAAGUUCUGCCGCCAGCUUUUCGGGGGCUUCUCCAUCCUGCUGUGGAUCGGGGCCAUCCUCUGCUUCCUGGCCUACGGCAUCCAGGCUGCCAUGGAAGAUGAGCCAUCCAACGACAAUCUGUAUCUGGGCGUGGUGCUGGCCGCUGUGGUCAUCGUCACCGGCUGCUUCUCCUACUACCAAGAGGCCAAGAGCUCCAAGAUCAUGGACUCCUUCAAGAACAUGGUUCCGCAGCAAGCCCUCGUCGUGCGGGAGGGUGAGAAGAUGCAGAUCAACGCGGAGGAAGUGGUGGUGGGCGACCUGGUGGAGGUGAAGGGUGGAGACCGUGUCCCUGCUGACCUCCGGAUCAUCUCUUCCCAUGGCUGUAAGGUGGACAACUCAUCCCUCACCGGGGAGUCAGAGCCCCAGACCCGCUCCCCCGAGUUCACCCAUGAGAACCCCCUGGAGACCCGCAAUAUCUGUUUCUUCUCCACCAACUGUGUGGAAGGCACUGCCAGAGGCAUCGUGAUUGCCACCGGUGACCGGACGGUGAUGGGCCGCAUAGCCACCCUGGCCUCCGGCCUGGAGGUUGGGCGGACCCCUAUUGCCAUGGAGAUUGAACACUUCAUCCAGCUGAUCACGGGGGUGGCUGUGUUUCUGGGCAUCUCCUUCUUUGUGCUGUCCCUCAUCCUGGGCUACAGCUGGCUGGAGGCCGUCAUCUUCCUCAUUGGCAUCAUCGUGGCCAACGUGCCUGAGGGGCUGCUGGCCACCGUCACGGUGUGCCUGACGCUGACAGCCAAGCGCAUGGCGAGGAAGAACUGCCUGGUGAAGAACCUGGAGGCGGUGGAGACGCUGGGCUCCACCUCCACCAUCUGCUCUGACAAGACGGGCACCCUCACCCAGAACCGCAUGACAGUCGCCCACAUGUGGUUCGACAACCAGAUUCAUGAGGCCGACACCACCGAAGACCAGUCUGGGGCCACGUUUGACAAGCGAUCGGCCACGUGGACGGCCCUGUCUCGGAUUGCUGGCCUCUGCAACCGUGCCGUCUUCAAGGGCGGGCAGGAGAACAUCUCUGUGUCUAAGCGGGACACAGCUGGAGACGCCUCUGAGUCCGCUCUGCUCAAGUGCAUCGAGCUGUCCUGCGGCUCCGUGAGGAAGAUGAGGGACAGGAACCCCAAGGUGGCGGAGAUUCCUUUCAACUCCACCAACAAGUACCAGCUGUCCAUCCACGAGCGAGAAGACAGCCCCCAGAGCCACGUGCUGGUGAUGAAGGGGGCCCCGGAGCGCAUCCUGGACCGGUGCUCCUCCAUCCUGGUGCAGGGCAAGGAGAUCCCACUGGACAAGGAGAUGCAGGACGCCUUCCAGAACGCCUACAUGGAGCUGGGAGGGCUCGGCGAGCGUGUGCUGGGGUUCUGUCAACUGAAUCUGCCCUCCGGAAAGUAUCCCCGUGGCUUCAAAUUCGACACCGAGGAACUGAACUUUCCCACGGAGAAGCUCUGCUUCGUGGGGCUCAUGUCCAUGAUCGACCCUCCCCGGGCUGCUGUGCCCGACGCUGUGGGCAAGUGCCGGAGUGCAGGCAUCAAGGUGAUCAUGGUGACCGGGGACCACCCCAUCACAGCCAAGGCCAUUGCCAAAGGUGUGGGCAUCAUCUCGGAGGGCAACGAAACGGUGGAGGACAUCGCCGCCCGGCUCAACAUCCCCGUCAGCCAGGUCAACCCCAGAGAGGCCAAGGCGUGCGUGGUGCACGGCGGGGACCUGAAGGACAUGACGUCGGAGCAGCUGGACGAGAUCCUCAGGAACCACACGGAGAUCGUGUUCGCGCGCACGUCGCCGCAGCAGAAGCUCAUCAUCGUGGAGGGCUGCCAGCGGCAGGGUGCUAUCGUGGCGGUGACGGGCGACGGCGUGAACGACUCCCCGGCGCUGAAGAAGGCGGACAUUGGCAUCGCCAUGGGCAUCUCGGGCUCCGACGUGUCCAAGCAGGCGGCCGACAUGAUCCUGCUGGACGACAACUUCGCCUCCAUCGUCACGGGCGUGGAGGAGGGCCGCCUCAUCUUCGACAACCUGAAGAAGUCCAUUGCCUACACCCUGACCAGCAACAUCCCCGAGAUCACACCCUUCCUGUUCUUCAUUAUCGUCAACAUCCCCCUGCCGCUGGGCACCGUCACCAUCCUCUGCAUCGACCUGGGCACGGACAUGGUCCCCGCCAUCUCCCUGGCCUACGAGGCCGCCGAGAGUGACAUCAUGAAGCGGCAGCCGCGGAACCCGCAGACGGACAAGCUGGUGAACGAGAGGCUCAUCAGCAUGGCCUACGGGCAGAUCGGGAUGAUCCAGGCCCUGGGCGGCUUCUUCACCUACUUCGUGAUCCUGGCUGAGAACGGCUUCCUGCCGACCCGGCUGCUGGGGAUCCGCCUGGACUGGGACGACCGGUCCACAAACGACCUGGAGGACAGCUACGGGCAGGAGUGGACCUACGAGCAGCGGAAGGUGGUGGAGUUCACCUGCCACACGGCCUUCUUCGCCAGCAUCGUGGUGGUGCAGUGGGCCGACCUUAUCAUCUGCAAGACCCGCAGGAACUCCGUCUUCCAGCAGGGCAUGAAGAACAAGAUUUUGAUUUUUGGGCUCCUGGAAGAGACAGCGCUGGCUGCCUUUCUAUCCUACUGCCCAGGCAUGGGUGUGGCCCUCCGUAUGUACCCGCUCAAGGUCACCUGGUGGUUCUGCGCCGUCCCCUACAGCCUCCUCAUCUUCAUCUACGAUGAGGUCCGGAAGCUCAUCCUGAGGCGAUACCCCGGUGGCUGGGUGGAGAAGGAGACAUACUACUGAGCACGCUGGAAAGAAGAAUCAGGAUGGAAAAGAUGGGGAGCCCUGGAGGAGUUGCAGGGAUGGUGACGGGGAGAGGUGGUCUUAGGGGAAGAGUUGGGGAGAAAGAAUGAGGCAGUUUAAUAGGCUAAAUGGGGAAUGGAGGGGCUGGGUAAAAAAGCUUGGGAUGAUUGCCCCAGAGACCUAACUCUGAACAGUCAGGUUAGACACUCUCCCCAGACCUUUGUCCAUCCCCCUCCACCGUGUUGUCUGUUUUUAUGAGAAACUGAAGGUUGCUCCAGCCUCCCCAUUCCCUAUCCCUCUGCCCCCACCUCUCCCUAAAACAGACCAACUUCCAAAGGCAGGAACACGUCUAACCAGGAGGAAGGAAACAGUCUCAGAUGACCAGCUGUAUCCCAUGUCCCCCCUUCACCCCUCUUUUGCUUCCUGCCCAACUCUGUCCCCUGCUUCCUCGUCUGACCCAGAAAUCACAAAUGGUCCCCCCUGUCGAGGCCAGAAAGGGAAGUUGGUUGGGAAGCCAGCCUGGCUCCCAGUCCUGGCUAGUUAAGAACCUCUGGCGGAGACGGGGCAGCCGCAGACAGUGCGAGGUCAGGGUGUGGGGGCGGAUGGCGAGGGGAAAGGGAAGAGAUCAGUGCACUUGACAUCUGGCAUCUCCAGGUAAAUGCCUGGGAUCCAGCUCUGUGUCCAACCUUUUAGAGCCCUGCCCGCAGAACAAGUUCAGUAACAUCAGAGUAGCAGCAGAGGCAGGACCCGAAGGCAAUCGGGAGUUUCUCUGAGAUCCCAUACCCAGAGGCCCACUGACCUUGCUUGGUGGUCUGUUCGGUCCAUGAGGCCCAGGCAUCACAUCACCGAUGCUCCAGCUCUCAAUCACACACACCUGAUGACACCUGCCUUUGAAUGCCUCGAAAGUUCCACGCUGUUCUGAGUGGGGUGGCUGCCCAUUCAUUCCCUGCCCCUUCCACCCCUCUCCCCUCCCGCCCAUGCUGAAGAACCUGUCUUAUUGCUAGGCACUGCCAAGCCAUGAACUCCCUGGCCAGCAGCUGGAGCUGGAGGGGAGGGGUUCCCAGAGCCUUCCUGUCUUCAAGAGACAUGCAGAAUCAGCUUAGGUCACCAACACGGUCAGCCCUCUGGGCCAGAGGGAACGCACGAGGGACCUGCCUCUGGCCUCCCGGUCAGAGGGGCUGUUCCUCCCCAGCAAAUGCCCUUCAUCUGAUGUUCCUUGUGCCACGUUCCCCUUGUGCCCACAGUUGGUUUCCUGUUCCUAUGGAUAUUCUGUUCCUUCCCUUCCCCCCUCUCCUCCUAGCGUUUCUGCAGGUAGCUCUGCCCAUUCUGUAAGGCCGGCUUAGAAAGCGCUGGGCAUGUCCUGCAGAGACACCUAGAUGGACACAGCAAGUGUCAGGCACCUAAGGAAAACGGAAGGCCUGAGGCAGAGAGGACGGAAGCAUCAAAAGCCGACUCUAGGCCAAGCCCAUAAGCCACCUCCCGAGGUCUGUUACGUCAUUUCAGCGGAGUUCUACUUCACCGGAAGUGCCUUGAAAUAAGCGUCAUUGCCCUGGGCUUGGAUAGCUAAGUGGGAAACCACACACAUUUGGGCCUGACUUAUUUGAGAUUUAUUGACUGUGGACAAAAGUUUCUCUUUGUACAAUUAAUACACAAGGCAAUUGUUUAGUAAGUGAAGAGCAUAAACAAUAUCGCUAAGGGUGGCAUAUUUAGAUGACCUAAAACAAUCCUUCUCAAGCACUCUAGGAAUCGCCAUUUAGAAGUCGUGAGUGUAUGGGCUAAUUAUCAUUAAUUCUCAUAUAUUUGUUAAAGAAACAUCUGCAAGACCUUUACUUGGUGACCUUUUAUAAGACAUUAGUUUGAGGCACUACAUAUGUACUUGAAAAUAAUAAAGAUGCAUUUCUUUAUGAAAAAAA
Molecule: messenger RNA, 5113 nt
Organism: Pipistrellus kuhlii (Kuhl's pipistrelle)
Lineage: Eukaryota; Metazoa; Chordata; Mammalia; Chiroptera; Vespertilionidae
Gene: ATP1A2
Product: ATPase Na+/K+ transporting subunit alpha 2
Exons: 23
Coding region: 138-3200 (1020 amino acids)
Biological process (GO): intracellular potassium ion homeostasis; sodium ion export across plasma membrane; potassium ion import across plasma membrane
Cellular component (GO): membrane
Molecular function (GO): P-type sodium:potassium-exchanging transporter activity; ATP hydrolysis activity; ATP binding
Source: RefSeq, a predicted model, not a curated record